AUGUCUCAAUAUGAACUAUAUGCUGAGGCUGGCCCAUCAUCCCAGGUUUCGUUCUCCCAAGCGGGAAACCCUCCACCUUCUUCAGUCUAUAGUAUUGGUAUCCUUGACGAGCCCCUUACGCCAGAUCAUUCAAUUAGCCAGCAGCCGAUCUACAGCGGGCCCGAAUCUUCAAUCAUCCAAACAGAGCCUAAUCCGAUUCCUCUAACCCUCCGUCGUAUCGGUCCUAAACAUCAAAAGUUCUGGGUUCUUUGGACUUCAAUGAAUAAAGCCGACUUUAUUGAGUGGUGGCGUCAUACAGCAGGUGCACAACCAUACCCUCCGCUACGCAAAGUGAACUUUGAUGCAAGGUAUACCUCUACCGCUUGGGAGCACUUUGAUCAAGUAGCCCACUUCCAAACUGGGAAACCAAUGGCACUCUGUCGGAGAUGUGGAAAAGCAAUUUUACACCCAUCCUCAUCAGCAAAUGGUUCGAAGUCACUCGCUGCGCAUUUAUCUAGUCGCACAUGUAUAGCUGCAUCAAAAAAGGGGUCUAUACAACAGGAUAUACAGCAAUCGCUCGAACUUGCGACCACUCGCCCAACUACCCGCAAGGUCUUUGACCAAGAGCGAUUCGAAAGAGCUCAAGUCAAAUUCAUAGCGAACUCACGUCUUCCAUUCGAGGUCCUCCGGCAUAAAGAAUUCGAAGAUCUUAUUACAGAGGCUCAGCUUUCUCAACAGAAGCUUACCCUUCUAUCACCAAAGACCGCGCGGCACACGAGCAUCAGGGAGAAAACGUAA
This is a messenger RNA of Penicillium concentricum, 777 nucleotides long. RefSeq names its product zinc finger BED domain-containing protein. Bases 1 to 777 code for a protein of 258 amino acids. Gene Ontology annotation, molecular function: DNA binding. The transcript has 3 exons. The record is from RefSeq and is a predicted model, not a curated record. NCBI's taxonomy places the organism in Eukaryota, Fungi, Ascomycota, Eurotiomycetes, Eurotiales, Aspergillaceae.